This is a messenger RNA of Mitosporidium daphniae, 2670 nucleotides long. RefSeq names its product condensin complex subunit 1. Gene Ontology annotation, molecular function: histone binding. Gene Ontology annotation, cellular component: condensed chromosome, centromeric region. NCBI's taxonomy places the organism in Eukaryota, Fungi, Microsporidia. The transcript has 4 exons. The coding region runs from base 1 to 2670 and encodes 889 amino acids. The record is from RefSeq and is a predicted model, not a curated record. Gene Ontology annotation, biological process: mitotic chromosome condensation; meiotic chromosome condensation.
AUGUCGGAUCUUCUUGGAUCUGAGUCAUACAAUAUUCGAUGUAGUAUCAUUGAAUCGAUUGGGAAUGUAAUAUGCUCGCUAUAUGCAAUCGAGUCUUCUUCUGAAGAAUUGCAAAGACUUGUUUCGCCCUUUCUUCGAAUACUUGAGGAAAGGUUUAAAGACAACAGCUCGUUUGUCAGGGCAAAGGUGUUGUCAACUCUAUCUCUUCUUAUUAAAAAGAACUUUGUCUUGUUCUCACAUCGAUUGCAUAUUUUGCAGUUAUCAACUGAUCGGCUUUCCGACAAGUCAAUUAUUGUCCGAAAAAAAGCGCUUCAAUUGCUGAAUGAUAUUUUAUCGUUCCAUCCAUUUUCAAUUGACGGCGGUGGAUUAUCCCUAACGGAAUAUACUGCAAUGUAUAGGCAAAUCAGUAAAUCGCUGCUUGAAAAAUCUACUACCGAUAAACUAGAAGCCGAUGGCGAAAUUCCAAGCUCCAGCAUUGACUUUGACGAUCCUAUUGAAAAUAUGCCGGAUGUUCCUACAUCUGAAUUGCUUGAACAUGCCACAGGAUCAGAGGAAGAUGCUUCUUUUGCUGAACUGAUUCUUAAGAAAAAAUAUUAUUCAGAUGGAAUUCGAUUUAUAAAAGAAUUCCAAUCGGCCAUUGAAAUUGUUUUCCAAAUCCUUUUUUCCUCUUCCAAAUCUGAGGUGGUGGGCGCAAUUGAGCUUACUUCUUUGUGUAUAUCAUAUAAGCUUGUAGAUAAGAAUUCGACGCUCAAAAGGCUCUUGUAUUUGAUUUGGUCCGUUGAGUCUAUUGAAGGGUCUUCUAAUAUGGCGGAGGGCAUUUUGAAUCAAGGUUCUAUUAAAGAGCAUCUUUUGAACGCCUUUAGUCAGCACUUAUUUUUUCGAGAUCCAACGCAAUCUGCAAGCGAAUGGGCCAACAAAUGCACUUGGAAUUUACUAUCAUUUAUAAGUAAAGGCUCGCUCUCGAUUUCCGAAUUCAAAUCUCUUGAGAGGAUACUUUGGCAACUGAUGUCGAAAAGACAUAUGGCCCCAGAAAUCGUUUCUCUGCUGUGGAAAAUAUUCGCGAACCCCAAUGAACAUAUUUCUUUCCGAAGAUGUGCAAUACUUUUGUUGUCUUGCCUUGAUCCCUCCUCAACUUGCCAUGAAAAGAUGCCGCUACUAUUGUCAGUUGGUCUUGACCAUAAAGGUUGUCGUUUCGACCCGAUUUUGGUCUCUCAGACUUUGAAGUUCUUGUUAGCAAGUUAUUCUUCCUGCAAUGUUGCCUAUAAUACUCUAUCUUCUAGCGAACCGCUCCCAUCGAUGGUUUGCGGUUUAAUUCUUCAUCUCAUUUUUCUUACGCCCACAGUUGAUUGUGGGACAAUUUUUGAAUUGCUCCAAUCGGCUACCAGAGUUAUUUUCAAAUCCUGUUCACAGCCCGUAAAUAUCUUUAGUGUGCUGUUGAAAAAAAUCAUCCACAUCUGUUCUUGCUCGAUCGGCUCAAAAAAGACACACAUCAUUGUCUUUUCAAAGGUUCUGUUCCUGCUUGGCCAAGUUUGUAUUCAAUAUGUAACGUAUUUGGAAUUUCUUGAACAAACUUUGACACAGCGGAAAUCAGUAAAAAAUGAUGCAGAGAUCUCCGAAGAGCGCAGGACGUCCAUGGAUUUGCAAAAUAUUUCUUUAGAAGAAGAGAUCCGCGAACAGAUCUCCUACUUGCGGGAAACGGCGUUUCUAUUUGAUAAAAGCUCGCUUUUGUCACACUUUAUCCCGAUGAUUGCGGAGCUUUGCACGUCGGCUUUACAAAAUGGAGGAAAUGCAACAUCUUCGCACAGGGAGUUAUUUUUAUCGGGAAUGUUUUGUCUUUCUUCUAUGAUGCUGUCUUCGUCCAAAUUCUGCCAAUCUUACUUGAAAAUUUUUGUCCAACUGUUGCUAUCUCCAGGAAUCGAUGCCAUCGUCAGAGCAAAUCUAGUUGUUGUAUUUGGCGAUUUGAUUUUAAUUCACGGUGCCCAUUUGGAUCACUCGCUCAAGUAUCUAUUUGAAACGCUUUCAGACUCCUCGUGUGUUGUCCGCACCAAUGCAAUUAUUGUUAUCAGCCAUUUAAUCAUAAAUGGAAUCAUAAAGGGUAAAGGGUCUCUUGCAGAUCUCUGCCUAUGUCUGGUUGAUGACAACUCGAGCAUUGUGAACUUUGCCAAAAUGUUUUUCUCCGAAUUUUCAGCAAAGGAUCAUUCACUUUUUAAUGCUCUUCCAGAUAUGAUAUCCUGCCUGUCUUCCGAUGAAAGGAUAGACUCCAUAAAGUUCAAGGCAAUUAUGCACUUUCUUUUAAACUUUAUCGACAAGGAUAAGCACAUUGAGUCUGUGAUUGAAAAGGUGUGUUCACGGUUCCAGCUUGCAAGGACGCCUGCUCAGUGGUCGAAUUUGUCCUUUUGUCUUUCGCAGAUAAACAUUAAUACCGAAAAAUCAGCAAAGAAAAUCAUCCAGGCGUUGCCAUAUUAUUAUGAUAAACUGCCUGAUGGAAAUGUCUUUGGAAACUUUAAAGAGCUAUUGGCCAAGAUGAAAAAGGUCCAGAAGCCGUCUGAAGAAUUCAGAACAAGUUUGGAGGAAUACGAAAAAAGCUUGGUAAAGUACUCAUGCCAAACAUUGCCCACUUUGCCUCUGUUUUCUGAAGAUCAGCUAGCGGAUUUAAUACCGUCAAAUUGA